GGUUAGUCUCUAAGGUGCCACAAGUACUCCUUUUCUUUUUGCGAAUACAGACUAACACGGCUGUUACUCUGAAACCUGUUAUUAGAUAAAGGAAAUCUGGCUGAACUGAGCAUUGGUCUGUUCUGCCAGGGUGCUAGAUACCAGAUCAGAUGGAUCAUUCUUCUGUUCAGGUUUAGCAGGAGGUGGAAAGUCUAACUACCUGGAUCACUUGUGCGUUCGCUGUGGCAGAAGAUGGAAUGCUGGAGCAGAUGGCCCCAUGGUCUACCCCUGUUUUGGCACUUGCUAUAUUCUUAUUUUUCUAUGACAGUAGAAAGGAAGCCUAAUAAUCCCUCUAAUGAAACCGACUGGUCCACCUACAGAGUGGAUCAUAGUGGCGAGCAAACUCUAGGGCAGCUGCCAUGAUGAACGUCACACUGAAUUAAAAAAUGACUGUAAGCCCUGAAAGAUGGGGCCUGUCACACUGUGUGGACGGACAGCACCUAGCGCAACGGGGCCCUGCUCUUGGUUGGCCCCUCUAGGUCAAGUAGGGAGCAUUCCAAUAUUUCUAUGAGACAGAUAAGUCAUUCCUCUAGGUGCAGUGUGAUCAUUGCUCGCUGAGGUCCUGCUGGCGUCAAGAGGUCUCUGCAGCUCCCAGAAGAACAGAGCACUCAGAAACUCCCCUGAUGUCUGACCUGGAGUUUGGUCGCAUGUCCGUAAAGGAGGUGGAAAUGGAGGGCAAGUACAAACCUCCACAGCCUCACUGGUACGAGCUGUAUGCCCAGCCCUGCGUGGCAGAGCUCCUGGGGUCGGCGUUGUUCAUCUUCAUCGGGUGCGCUUCAGUGAUUGAGAAUGUGGACGGCACAGGGAGGCUGCAGCCCGCCCUGGCGCAUGGGUUGGCUCUUGGGCUCAUCAUCGCCAUUUUGGGAAACAUCAGCGGUGGCCAUUUUAACCCAGCUGUCUCCCUGGCCUCAUGGCUGAUUGGUGGGCUGAACAUCGUGCUGCUCAUCCCUUACUGGAUCUCCCAGCUGUGUGGGGGACUGAUCGGAGCUGGCCUGGCAAAGGUUAUGACAGCAAAUGACAGAUACAUAAACGCCACUGGAGCGGCUUUCACUAGCAUCACAGACGACGGGCAGAUCCCCUCCGCCCUGGUGGGUGAGAUUGUCAUGACCAUGUUCCUGGUCUUAGCCGUCUGCAUGGGAGCCAUCAACGAAAAAACCAGCAGCCCUUUGGCACCUUUCUGCGUUGGUUUCGUUGUCAUCGCUGACAUCCUAGCUGGAGGCGCUAUAUCUGGGGCUUGCAUGAACCCUGCCAGAGCUUUUGGGCCAGCUCUGGUAGCAAACUACUGGGACUAUCACUGGGUUUACUGGGUAGGGCCCAUGGUAGCCAGCCUGCUAGUUGGUGCGUUGGUAAGGCUCUUGCUUGGCGAUAGGAAAAUUCGCCUGCUCCUGAAGUGAGCCCUGGAUUGGGCCUGCAUGCGGGACACAAUCACUUAUGGAUAGGAAAUUGGCUCUACUUGGCCCCCGGGAGAAACUCUGCUUCACCACACACCAGCGCCUCCAUUCUCACUGUCUGACCACAUGGAACUGCUCAGGGAUCCAAGCUUUCCAGUCUGUUUUUCCCCAGAGAGCAGGUGUCGGCGGGAUGAUCCCACUCGAAGCUACAGAUUCUGUAAAAAAACAAACAAAUCAAAACCAAAAACAUCUAUUGUAUUGAGAUUAAAGAGAAGGCCUGCCUGGCCGGGUAGGAGCGCUGGUCUUUCCUCUCUGUGCUGGGUCAGGGCCUCUUGCUACUGCACGUAUGGCAGCCAGACGCCAGAGCAGUUGUCCUGGGGGUUAAUAUCCAGUAUGGAGAGAAGCUAAAAUGGGCAGGCGGGUCUGGCGGGCAGUGAUGAAGCAGGGCUAGCCUGGUUUGCACAGUGCUCCCGCUGGCAUGACAGAGUGCGGCUGCAGUACCUCGGUGAUGCCAACGCGCUUUCUGCUCCCAGUUGCUGUGGGAAAUUCGCUUCCUUUACUUUUCUGUUCCGGAGAUGGGAGCGCCCAUCCCUGUGUUCCCCUGGCCCCACCGCGUUCCCGGCACAGUACGAGUGGUGCUUCUGGAGAAAGCACUUCUUUAUUGUGUCCCAUGGCCCAAUCCCGUGUGCUGGAUCUCCAGCAAUCUCUCCUGCUCCCCAGGGCUGGCUGACAUCUCCACCGGUUGCCAGACGCUGUAGUGAGGAGCCUGCUCUAAUCCUAAUAAGGUGAAUAAAAGCCGAGAUGAACAGAAA
Chelonia mydas (Green sea turtle) is the source of this 2242-nucleotide messenger RNA. It is a transcript of the gene AQP8, whose product is annotated as aquaporin 8. Gene Ontology annotation, molecular function: water channel activity. NCBI's taxonomy places the organism in Eukaryota, Metazoa, Chordata, Testudines, Cheloniidae. Gene Ontology annotation, biological process: transmembrane transport; water transport. Gene Ontology annotation, cellular component: plasma membrane. The transcript has 8 exons. The record is from RefSeq and is a predicted model, not a curated record. Bases 663 to 1433 code for a protein of 256 amino acids.